GGAUACGAUGCAACGUGACCUUGGGUGACCUUUUGGACUGAAAUUUUUCCACCUGUGAAUUAUUACAUCUUUGAGAUCUGAAGACGUUGAGACAUAAAAAUUUAUACAUGAGAUUUUUAUAUCCAUCUCUUUGCCCUGUUCUGGAGACAGGAGUGAUGAUAGUGUCUACUGUUGCAGGACUGGAUGUCUGGCCUGAUGGAGGAGGAGGAGGAUAAAGAGUAGAGGAAGAGGUGGACUUGGUGGUCAGGUUACUUGGUGCCCAAUGGUGUGAGAGAAGGCAGGGCUUUAAUGGAGGGAAGGUCCAGGAGGCUGAGAAUGUUUAAAAGGCACACAGACACCAAGACUGUCCAUUAGUGCUGUUCCUCAAGUUAGUCUCAUCACCUGUCUGUCUGUCUGUCUGUCUGUCUGUCUCUCUCUGUCUCUUGGCCUGUCUGUGUGUCUGUCUGGGCUUUUGGCUGCUAUGUUGGCUCGGGCGCUCCUGAAGACGUCGCUGUUGCUGUGGCUGGUGCAGAACAGCUUACAAGGAGGAAUCGGCCGUCCGACCGGAGGGCUGGGGAGACUGCCCCAGGGACGAGUAACGGGAGUUCUCGGGAACCGCGGCUAUGCAGGAGGAAAGCCUGGAAAAGCAGGAGCCGGCCGUUACCUUGGAGGACCAGGAUACGCCCCCAGAUCUGGACUGAAACCAGGAUACGGACCUGCUCUCGGAGCAUACGGUGGUGGUCUGGGAGCAGCAGGACUGGGACUCGGGAACGGCCUGGCAGUACGAGGAUACACUAAUGGCUACAGAUAUCAGCCAAGUUACGGUGCUGGUGGCUAUCCGACUGCUCCACGCGGCGCUGCAGGAAGGGGCACACCUACAGGAAGCGGCACUAAAGCCUCCAAACCGGGAUAUGGUGCAGGACAAGGGUCACCUGCUGGUCCAGGGUUUACCAACGGUAAUGGGGCUGGAGCAGGAUUGCCCAUUGUACAGAGGCAGAAAGUCAAUGGAUUUGGUCCAACACCUGGAGUACCGAAUGGACAUGGUGCUCUGAGUAACGGACGCAGUGUGAAGGGAGUUAAAGGAAAUGGUUACGGCCCACGGACAUUCUCUAAUGGAGUCUCUAAUGGAGUCUCUAAUGGAGGAGCUCCAUCCCUUGGAAACGGUGCCAAAGCCACUAAACAGGGAUACGGUCUCGGCCCCGGUGCGUAUCAUGGAGCAGGGCUGACCAACGGCUACGGAGCAGGUCUUGGCCUAGGCACAUACCCGCAAACGGGGCGAGUGGGCAAACAGACUGGCGUUGGCAAUGUAUAUGGCAUUAACGGAUAUGGUGAUGGCUAUGGAGCUGAGCUCGGCAAUGGUGCAGGGGUGGCUGACGGAGCCCACGCUGGGUUUGGAGCUGGAGGUUAUGGAGGUCCAGGACUAGGACUAACUGCUGGACUUGGUGCUGGACUUGGUGCCGGACUUGGUGCUGGACUUGGUGCUGGACUUGGUGCUGGAUAUACCUCUGAGGCCAAAACUGCAAAAUAUGGUGGCGCUGGUCCUGGUUCGGUGAUCGGCACUGCUGCAGGUCAGCCCGUGGUUUCUGCUGGUCUCGGCACUGCAGGCAAAGUAGGAGGUUACGGUGGAGCUUAUGAGGGACAACCAGGUGGUCUGGGAGCUGACACAGGCCUCGGUAAUGGUGGACUCUUGGAACCAGUUACUGAUGGAGGAGCUGGUCAGCUUCCCUACAUUGGAGCACCAGUCAUUCCGGCCGGACUGGACGGUGAUAAUGGCUAUCCGUAUGAAACGCAGCAGCUCAGUUUAGGAGGCAAUGGACGCAACGGAGGUUAUCCAGCUCUUGGGGCUGGAGGUCAAGGGCCGUACGGAGUCACAGGAAAAGAUGGCAAGUACCGUGCAGCUGGUUACUAUGGUAACGGCAUCAAGGGCUGAUUUCCGGGCCUCUGAGCAUCGCCCUGCAUCUGUUCCGGUGAGGGACGCCGCUCCACUUCCGGAUCCGUCCGAGUAGGACGUCGCCUCACUUCAUCCACGGGGAGUGUUGCAAUCCCAUAGUGGAGUAUCUUUCCUGCCCUCCCUCCCUCCCUCCUUCCUUCCUACUCUGGUCGUCAAGAUGUGGGUCCGGCCACAGUGCAUUUGGGGUUGUGCUCGACCCUUCAGCUCGGGCGUGGAGGUUGCUUGGACCUUGAGCUCGGCUGUGGAUGUCACUCGGCCCUCUCUGGCUGUGCCGCCGUGUGCCUUGCUCCCCCCACCUGUCUCGCCAUGUGCCUUGCUCCCCCCACCUGUCUUGCGUGUCCUUUGCUCCCCCCACCUGUCUCGUGUGCCUUGCUCCCCCCACCUGUCUCGUGUGCCUUGUUCCCCCCACCUGUCUCGUGUGCCUUGCUCCCCCCACCUGUCUCACCGCGUGCCUUGCUCCCCCCACCUGCCUCGCCAUGUGCCUUGCUCCCUCCACCUGUCUCGCCGUGUGCCUUGCUCCCCCCACCUGUCUCGCCAUAUGCCUUGCUCUCCCCAUCUGUCUCACCAUGUGCCUUGCUCGCCCCACCUGUCUCGUGUGCCUUGCUCCCCCCUGCCUCACUGUGUGCCUUGCUCCCCCCACCUGUCUCGUGUGCCUUGUUCCCCCACCUGUCUCAACGUGUGCCUUGCUCCUCCCAACUGUCUUGAGUGCCUUGCUCCCCCCACCUGCCUUGCCAUGUGCCUUGCUCCCCCCUCCUGUCUCGCCAUGUGCCUUGCUCCCCCCACUUGUUUCGCCGUGUGCCUUGCUCGCCCCACCUGUCUUGUGUGCCUUGCUCCCCCCACCUGUCUCACCAUGUGCCUUGCUCCCCCCACUGUCUCGCCAUGUGCUAUGCUUCCCCCACCUGCCUCGCCCUGUUCCUUGCUCCCCCAUCUACUUUGCCAUGUGCCUCACCCCCCCUUCUUGGACCUCGUCAGGACUGUCGUUAAGAUAAGGA
Messenger RNA from Tachysurus fulvidraco (yellow catfish), 2922 nucleotides. RefSeq names its product glycine-rich cell wall structural protein 1. The transcript is spliced from 28 exons. The record is from RefSeq and is a predicted model, not a curated record. Lineage: Eukaryota; Metazoa; Chordata; Actinopteri; Siluriformes; Bagridae. Bases 461 to 1909 code for a protein of 482 amino acids.